Molecule: messenger RNA, 14041 nt
Organism: Chanos chanos (milkfish)
Lineage: Eukaryota; Metazoa; Chordata; Actinopteri; Gonorynchiformes; Chanidae
Gene: lrp2a
Product: low density lipoprotein receptor-related protein 2a
Exons: 81
Coding region: 1-14031 (4676 amino acids)
Biological process (GO): receptor-mediated endocytosis
Cellular component (GO): signaling receptor complex; plasma membrane; apical plasma membrane
Molecular function (GO): calcium ion binding; hormone binding; protein binding
Source: RefSeq, a predicted model, not a curated record
AUGCGGCGAGCACUGCUCGUGAAACUUUUUCUUAUAUUAACGAUUUGCUCUCUCCCGUGUUAUUCUCAAGGAUGUGAGGCAAAUCAGUUCAGCUGUAGGAUAGGUGGCUGCGUCCCUGCCGCCUGGCACUGUGACGGCACUGGAGACUGUGUGGAUGACUCAGAUGAGGAUGGCUGUGACACCACAUGCGCAGCCGGUCAGUUCCAGUGUUUAAGUGAUGGUGAAUGUAUUCCUAAUCACUGGGUGUGUGAUGAUGAAGAAGACUGUGAAGACGGAUCUGAUGAAAGGCAGCACUGCCCGGGUCGGACUUGCUCCAGUGGACAGUUCACCUGCCCGAAUGGGGCGUGUAUCCCUGGGGAAUACAGGUGUGACCGUCUGCGGGACUGCUCGGACGGAGCAGAUGAGAGAGAUUGCCAUUACCCAGAAUGCCAUGAGUUGAGUUGUGCCAACGGUGCCUGCUAUAACCGGACCCAGCACUGUGACCGGGUGUUGGACUGCCGUGAUGGUUCUGAUGAGGCAAACUGCACACAGCGGUGCAGCAGUGGGCAGUUUCAGUGCAACAAUGGAGCAUGUGUCCCACGUGGGUACGUCUGUGACCAUGACGACGACUGUGGCGACAGAAGCGAUGAACAGAACUGCACGUACCCCACCUGUAGAGGCACAUACUUCACCUGUCCUAGCGGUCGCUGCAUCCACCAGGCCUGGCUUUGUGAUGGAGAGGACGACUGUGAAGACAACGCAGACGAGAGAGGCUGUGAUGCUGUCCCACGUGAGUGUUACCCAGGAGAGUGGCCAUGUCCGUCUUCAGGGUUGUGCAUCCCCACAAGACAGCUCUGUGAUGGGACACCCCACUGUCCCGAGGGCGUGGACGAGACCAACGCCACUGCUGGACGAAACUGUAGUAUCUGGCGCUGUGCAUCGCUGAGCUGUGAGUAUCGUUGUGUGGCAUCUCCAGAGGGCGGGACUUGCACGUGUCCAUCCGGCUACAUAGUCAGCAGCAACAACAGCCGCUCUUGCAUUGACUAUGAUGACUGUAAGGUGUGGGGCAUUUGUGACCAGCUGUGUGAGGAUCGCACUGGGGGUCAUCACUGCAGCUGUAAGGACGGCUAUGUCCUGGAACAGCACAGACACUGUCGAGCCAACUCCUCGUCUGGAGUGCCUUCCCUGGUGUUCUCCAAUGGUAGAGACUUAUUGAUUGGGGAUAUCCAUGGCCACAGCACACGCACACUGGUUCACUCACUGAACAGAGGAGUCGCUGUGGGGGUCGACUUUCACUACCAGCUACAUAGAAUCUUCUGGACAGACACAAUUCAGAACAAGGUGUUCUCUGUGGAUAUGGAUGGUUCCCACGUUCAGGUGGUCUUAAAUGUAUCAGUUGACUACCCUGAGAACUUGGCUGUGGACUGGGUGAACAAUAAACUGUAUGUGGUGGAGGCGAGCGUUAACAGGAUCGACAUGGUGGACCUGGACGGGAAUAAUCGUGUCACGCUGAUCGCAGAAAACCUGGGAAACCCUAGAGGACUAGCUUUGGACCCGACCGUGGGUUACCUGUUUUUCUCGGACUGGGACGCUCUUAAUGGAGAACCGGGCCUGGAGCGGGCUUACAUGGACGGGACCAAUCGCUAUGGAAUCAUCAGGUCCAAACUUGGCUGGCCAGCCGGUAUCACCCUGGACAUUGAGGCUCAGAGGGUGUACUGGGUCGACAGUCGCUAUGACUACAUCGAAACAACCACUUACGAUGGUCUUCACAGGAAAACUGUGGUGCAUGGAGGCUCCGUGAUCCCCCACCCUUUUGGCAUCAGUCUGUUUGAGCAUUCUGUGUACUACACUGACUGGACCAGAAUGGGCGUGAUGAAGGCGAACAAGUUCGGUGAUAGCAGCCCGCAGGUUCUGUACCCUACAGCGCAGACUCCUCAUGGCAUAGCAGUCAUACAUGCCUUCAGACAACCCUACGUAAGUAAUCCAUGUGGUACUGACAAAGGAGGCUGUGAUCACAUCUGUGUCCUGAGCCACAGGACAGAUAACGGGGGCCUGGGCUACCGCUGCAGGUGCCGUCUGGGCUACGACCUGCACGCAGACGGCAAAAGAUGCGUGGGUGUGAGGCAGUUUUUGCUCUUCUCCAGUCAGCUGGCAGUGAGAGGAAUCCCCUUUAACCUGUCCUCCCAGGAGGACAUCAUCCUGCCCGUCACUGGAACGCCCUCCUACUUCGUAGGUGUGGACUUCAGCGCUGAGGAAGAUACCAUUUUUUUCUCUGACACUGCCAAGGACAUCAUCUACAGACAGAAAGUAGAUGGAACCGGCCGGGAGGUGCUGGCAGCCAAUAGAGUGGAGGGUGUGGAAGAUCUGGCCUAUGACUGGAUAUCAAAGAACCUGUACUGGACAGACCCACGCUAUAGGAGCAUAUCAGUCAUGAAACUGGCUGACAAGUCCAGAAGAGCCAUUAUACAGAACCUGAACAAUCCCAGGUCUAUUGUGGUGCACCCUGUGGCAGGGUUUAUUUUCUGGACCGACUGGUACCGUCCAGCCAAGAUUAUGCGGGCUUGGGGUGACGGGUCACAUGUUCUGUCGAUAGUAAACACCACUUUGGGCUGGCCUAAUGGUCUGGCCAUUGACUGGAGCUCCUCUCGUCUGUACUGGGUGGAUGCUUUCUUUGACAAAAUUGAGCACAGUAAUUUUGACGGUCAGACCCGGCUCUCUCUGGACCGAAUAACCCAGAUUUCACACCCGUUUGGCCUGACCAUCUUUGGAGGUUAUGCGUACUUUACUGACUGGCGUCUGGGUGGGAUCGUUCGUGUGCGUAAAACAGACGGAGGGGAGAUGGUAAUUAUUCGCCGGGGGAUUAGUCACAUUAUGCAUGUCAAAUCUUUCAACGCCGACCUGCAGACUGGGUCCAACUACUGUAAUCGCCAGACAAGCCCAAACGGAGACUGCAGUCACUUCUGUUUCCCCGCACCAUACUCCCAGAGAGUGUGCGGCUGCCCAUACGGAAUGAAGCUGUCACCCAAUCAGCAAACAUGUGUGGAAGAUCCGUCCAAUGAACCGCCGACGCUGCAGUGCGGCGCUAACUCCUUUUCCUGCACCAAUGGGAAAUGUGUCCCUCAAAGUUACAGAUGUGAUGGAGUUGAUGACUGCCAUGACAACAGCGACGAAGCUAACUGUGGAGCUCAUAACACCACGUGUUCCCCGAUGGCUUUCACCUGUGCCAACCAGCGUUGUGUCCCCCGAAGCUGGCGCUGUGACGGGCACAAUGACUGUUUUGACGGCAGCGACGAACGGGACUGUCCCACCCAGACCCCGGGCACCUGUCCCGCAGACCAGUUCAGCUGUGCCAACCGUCGCUGCAUUCCGCACACCUGGCGCUGUGACACGGACAAUGACUGUGGGGAUGGUUCUGAUGAGACCAACUGCGACUUCAUUGGCACGUGUCAUCCGGGGCAGUUCCAGUGUCCGGACCACCGCUGUAUUGACCCCGCAUAUGUCUGUGAUGGAGACAGAGAUUGCAUGGAUGGGGCUGAUGAGCAGGGAUGUGUGUACAACUGCACUGCCUACGAGUUCAAGUGUGCGAAUGGCCAUCAGUGUGUGAACUCCUAUUACCGCUGUGAUGGUGUUUUCGACUGCAGUGAUCGUUCAGAUGAAACCGGGUGUCCGACGCGACCUCCAGGUAUGUGCCACCAUGAGAGUGAAUUUCAGUGCCAGUCUGAUGGAGGCUGUAUCCCUGCCACCUGGGAGUGUGACGGACACCCGGACUGCGAGGACGGCUCCGACGAACACCACGCCUGCCCGCCGCGCACUUGUGCCUCCUCGCUCUUCCGCUGCGAUAACGGAAACUGCGUCUACCGUGGCUGGGUCUGCGACGGAGACAACGACUGUCGGGAUAUGAGCGACGAACGGGAAUGCCCCACGCCCCCCUUCCGCUGUCCGAGCUGGCAGUGGCAGUGCCCGGGUCAUAGCCUUUGUGUCAACCUCAGCAGAGUGUGUGACAACGUCCCAGACUGCCCCAACGGAGCUGAUGAGUCACCCCUUUGCAAUGAACCUUUACCAGAUCAGGAGAGCUGCACAGACAAUAACGCAGGCUGUACCCACGGCUGUAUCCAGGGUCCGUUUGGGGCCCAGUGCACGUGUCCUAUAGGAUAUCAGCUGAGUAACGAUUCAAAAACGUGUGAGGACAUUGACGAGUGUAACCCACCGGGGCUUUGCAGUCAACACUGUUUUAACGAGCGCGGCUCUUUCCGCUGCCACUGUGCAGAUGGAUACACACUGGAGGCAGAUGGUCACACUUGCAAAGCCUCAGGAUCUCGGGAGGCUUUCUUGCUGGUUGCGAGUCGUAAUCAGAUCAUAUCCGAUGACAUCAUCUCCCAACCGAACGUCGUGCGCUCUCUGGUCAGAGAUGGCCGCAACAUCGUAGCCGUAGACUUUGAUUCGGUCGCUGACCGCGUGUACUGGUCUGACACAACACAGGACCGAAUAUGGAGCGCUCACAGGAAUGGCAGUGAUAGGACAGUGAUCUUUGACAGUGGAGUGACAGUGACAGAGAGUUUAGCUGUGGACUGGGUAGGCAGAAAUCUGUACUGGACAGAUUACGUACUGGAAACCAUUGAGGUGUCCAAACUGGAUGGUUCACAUAGAACGGUGCUGGUCAGUGAGAAUGUGACCAACCCCAGAGGUCUCGUGUUGGACCCCAGAAACCAUGCUCAUGUCAUGUUCUGGACUGACUGGGGCAGAAACCCCAGAAUAGAGAGGGCGGGAAUGGAUGGCAAGUUGAGAACAACCAUUAUCAGUAACAAACUCUACUGGCCCAAUGGCUUGACCAUUGAUUACCCCAACAAUCUCCUGUACUUUGCUGAUGCAUACCUGGAUUUCAUUGACUUCUGCGAUUAUAACGGCAACAACAGGAAACAAGUUUUGGCCAGUGACCUGGUACUGCAACACCCCCACGCAAUCACCAUUUUUGAGGAUUUUGUGUAUUGGACUGACAGAUACAUCAACCGCGUGAUCCGGGCUAAUAAAUGGCACGGGCAGAACCAAACAGUGAUGCUAUACAAUCUCCCCCAGCCCAUGGGUCUGGUGGCGGUCCAUCCAGCCCGGCAGCCUGCAGGUGACAAUCCGUGUGCCAUGAGCCCCUGUACUCAUAUCUGCCUGCUCUCUGCAUCUGGACCCAGGUUCUACUCCUGUGCCUGCCCCUCUGGCUGGACCCUCGCUGCUGACCAGCUCACCUGUGCCAGAGUGGACAAGCCCUUCCUUGUGGUUGUGAGGGACAGUAUUAUUUAUGGCAUCUCUCUAAACCCGGAUGAUAAGAAUAACGAUGCCAUGGUCCCGGUUGCUGGGUUACAGAACGGUUACGAUGUAGACUUUGAUGAUGCAGAGCAGAUGAUAUAUUGGGUGGAACAUCCGGGCGAAAUUCACCGGGUGAAAUCAGAUGGCACUAACAGGACAGAGUUUGCUCCGGCAGCCAUCUUGGGUUCUCCCGUGGGCCUGGCUUUGGACUGGAUGAGCCAGAAUCUGUACUACACUAACCCCUCCUCCCAGUCUAUUGAGGUGCUUAGGCUGAAAGGAGAGGUCCAACACAGGAAGACUCUGAUCACCAAUGAUGGCACUCCCACGGGUGCAGGCGCCCCAGUUGGCAUUGCAGUGGACCCAGCCCGUGGGAAGAUGUACUGGACCGACCAGGGCACGGAGAGUGGCAUUCCAGCCAAAGUGGCAUCAGCAGAUAUGGAUGGGUCCAACUCUGCUGUGCUCUUCACAAACAACUUGGACCACGUGGAGUUCAUCACAGUGGACAUCAAAGAGAAUAAGCUGUACUGGGCUGUCACUGGCACUGGACUGAUUGAGCGUGGAGACCCUGAUGGAACAAACCGCAUUACCAUGGUGACUGGCUUGUCCCACCCUUGGGGUGUGGCUGUACACGAGUCCUUCCUGUACUUCACCGACCGGGACUUUGAGGUCAUAGAGCGGGUGGACAAAGCUACGGGCUCCAACAGGGUGGUGCUGAGAGACAACGUCUCUGGGCUCAGGGUGCUUAAGGUUCACUACAGAGAGACUUCUGCAGGCUCGUCUAACGGUUGCAGUAAUAAUGUGGGAAUGUGUGAACAGCUGUGUCUGCCACGUCCUGGAGGCUUGUAUUCCUGCGCCUGUGCUACUGGUUUCAAACUCAACGCUGAUAACAGAACCUGUGCUCCGUACCAGUCUUUCGUGGUUAUUUCCAUGCUAACAGCCAUCAAAGGCUUCAGUCUGGAAGGGAACGAUCACUCAGAGGCUAUGGUACCUGUGGCAGGGAGAGGUCGUAAUGCUUUGCACGUAGAUGUGCACAUGCCCUCUGGUUUUCUAUACUGGUGUGACUUCAGCAGCACAGUGUCGUCCCAAAACGGUAUCCGCCGAAUCAAGCCUGACGGAUCUGGAUUCCGUAGCAUAGUCACUUCUGGCGUCGGUCGAAACGGUAUCCGAGGGAUUGCCGUAGACUGGGCUUCAGGAAACCUCUAUUUCACGAAUGCCUUCUUGACGGAGACAUACAUUGAGGUUCUGCGAAUAAACACCACUUUCCGGCGUGUUCUUCUGAAGACUCAGGUGGACAUGCCCAGGCACAUUGUGGUAGACCCUAAGAACAGAUAUCUUUUCUGGGCGGAUUAUGGACAGACCCCCAAGAUUGAGCGAGCUCUCCUGGAUGGGACAAAUCGGACCGUUCUUAUCUCCUCAGGGAUCAUCACUCCCAGAGGGUUGGCUCUGGACCAUCAGAGCGGAUACGUCUACUGGGUGGAUGACUCUUUAGACAUGAUCGCCCGUGUGCGUCCUGAGGGAGGGGAGGCAGAGAUUGUGCGGUACGGCAGCCGUUACCCUACACCGUAUGGCAUCACCGUGUUCCAGAACAACAUUAUCUGGGUCGACAGGAACCUGAAGAAAGUCUUCCAGGCCAGCAAGGAGCCCGGGAACACGGAUCAACCCACCGUCAUCAGGGACAACAUCAACAUGUUGAGGGACGUCACCAUAUUUGACCAGCGUAUGCAGUCCACCACAGCCGCAGACCUCAAUAAUAACCCCUGCCAAGUGGACAACGGUGGCUGCUCCCAUUUUUGUUUCGCGUUCCCGGGAACCCAGACCAAGAAGUGCGGUUGUGCCUUUGGGAAUCUGGCCAGGGACGAUCUGAGUUGUGUGGUGUCUCGUGACGAUUACCUCAUCUACACCACGGAAAGUACCGUCCGGUCACUCCGUGUGGACCCAGAGGACCAUUCGUUGCCUUUCCCUGUGGUGAAUGUUCCUCGCACCUCAGUAGCCCUGGAUUUUGACCGACUAGACAGCAGGAUAUACUAUACCCAAAGCUCAGGAGCAGGGCAAAGCAAGAUCAGCUACAUCAGCCUGUCUUCACCUACCUCCCCUCCUACUGUAGUGGCUUCAGAUUUGGGUGCUCCAGAUGGCAUUGCCUAUGACUGGAUCAAUAAGAGGAUCUAUUACAGUGACUACAUUAACCAAACCAUUAGCUCCAUGGCAGUGGAUGGCUCUCAGAGAACUGUCGUUGCUCAUGUUCCCAGACCCAGAGCCAUCAUGUUAGACCCCUGCAGAGGCUACAUGUACUGGACAGACUGGGGGACCAGUGCUAAGAUUGAGCGUGCUACACUGGGAGGGAACUUCAGAACAGAGAUAGUGAACAGCAGUCUGGUUUGGCCCAAUGGUUUAACACUGGAUUAUGAUGAGCAAAGACUGUACUGGGCAGAUGCUAGCCUACAGAAGAUUGAGCGUUGCUCUCUGACUGGAGCCAAUCGCGAGGUUGUCGUGAGUACAGCAGUUUACCCGUUCGCCAUGACCAUGUACGGUCAGCACAUCUACUGGACUGACUGGAACACUCGCAGCAUCUACCGUGCUAACAAGCAUGAUGGCUCUGACCAGCGAGUGAUGAUCCAAAACCUUCCGUCCAGGCCAAUGGACAUUCAUGUGGUGUCCACCAGCAAACAGCAACAGUGUAGCAGCCCCUGCCAACAGUUCAAUGGGGGAUGCAGCCAUAUCUGUACCCCAGGACCUCAGGGACCGGAGUGUCAGUGUCCCUCCGAGGGGCGUUGGUAUCUGGCCGACAACAAGUACUGUAUCCCUGACAAUGGCACCCGCUGCCAGCCCGGCCAGUUCACCUGUAUGAACGGCCGCUGUAUCCGCGCCCAGUGGAAGUGUGACAAUGACAACGACUGUGGGGACGGCAGUGAUGAGCUGGAGAGAGUGUGUGGAUCCAAGAACGAUUUCACCUCUUUUGUCCCACAAAUGGCAGCAUUUAUUGCUCUCUCAGCCUUCCACACCUGCGAACCCACCGUGUUCACCUGUGGGAACGGCCGAUGUGUUCCGUACCAUUACCGUUGUGACCACUACAACGACUGCGGAGACAACAGUGACGAAGUGGGCUGCCUUUUUCGACCUUGUGAUCCCAGCACUGAAUUCACCUGCAACAACGGCCGCUGCAUUGCCAAGGAGUACGUCUGUAACGGCAUUAACAACUGCUAUGACAACGGCACCUCAGAUGAACAGAACUGCCCUGAGAGGACGUGCCAGCCUGAGCACACCAAAUGCCAGACGACCAACAUCUGCAUCCCGCGCUCGUACCUGUGUGACGGAGACAAUGACUGUGGAGACAUGAGUGACGAGAGCCCUACACACUGUGCCACGUCCACGUGCGCACAGAGUGAGUUCCGGUGCUCGAGUGGACGCUGCAUCCCGGGUCACUGGUACUGUGACGAGGGCACGGACUGCGCGGACGGGUCCGACGAACCUUCCUCCUGCACAACAAUGGUGAGAACGUGCAACGCGGAUCAGUUCCGCUGUGAUGACGGCAGGUGCAUAGCAGCGUCGUGGAUAUGUGACGGAGACAAUGACUGUGGGGACAUGAGCGAUGAAGACCAGCGACACAACUGUGCCAACCGCACGUGCUCAUCCCUGGAGUUCACCUGUGUGAAUAACCGGCCUCCGCAGAGAAAAUGUAUCCCGCGGGACUGGGUGUGUGACGGGGAUGCCGACUGCGCGGAUGCGUUCGAUGAGCAUCAGAAUUGCACCCGCAGGUCCUGCAACGUGAAUGAGUUCACCUGCAGCAACGGCCUGUGCAUCCGCAGCUCCUACAGGUGUGACAGGCGUAAUGACUGUGGAGAUGGGAGUGAUGAAAGAGGCUGUACAUACCCACCCUGCCAGCAGCACCAGUUCACCUGUCAGAACGGACGCUGCAUCUCCCACGACUUCCUAUGCGACGGAGACAACGACUGUGGGGAUGAAUCCGAUGAGCUGGACCACCUGUGCCACACGCCUGUGCCCACCUGUCCCCCGGGACAGUUCAGGUGUGAAAACGGUCACUGCAUCCCCGCCAGUGAGGUGUGCGACAGAAACGACGACUGCACGGACAACAGCGAUGAGAAAGGCUGCGGUAUCAAUGAAUGCACGGACCCCUCCAUGCAUCACUGCGACCACAACUGCACCGACACGCCCACCAGCUUCAUCUGCACCUGUCGUCCCGGAUACCGCCUCAUGUCCGACAACAAGACGUGCGAUGACGUGAACGAGUGCAACGACACGCCUAGCGUGUGCAGUCAGGUGUGCGAGAACACGGUGGGCUCGUACGUGUGUAAGUGCGCCCCGGGCUUCCUGCGAGAACCGGACGGACGGAGCUGCAGACAGAACAGCAACAUUCACCCGUACCUGAUCUUCAGCAACCGUUACUACCUGCGCAAUCUGUCCACGGAUGGAGAAGCCUAUUCCCUCAUCCUCCAAGGACUGACCAGCGUGGUUGCCCUGGACUUUGACCGCGUUGACAGGCGGUUGUACUGGAUCGACGUCAGCCGUAGGGUGGUGGAGCGAAUGUUCUAUAAUGGGACGGGAAGAGAGGUUGUUGUGAACGGGGUUUUACACGGUGAGGGUUUGGCUGUAGAUUGGGUGGGUAGGAAACUCUACUGGGUGGACAGUUUCUUGGAUUGCCUCAAAGUGUCUGAACUGGACGGACGUUUUGUGAAGAAACUGGCGGAGCACUGUGUGGACCCUAACAAUACCUACUGCUUUGAGAAUCCCAGGGCUAUAGUGGUGCAUCCAAAAUAUGGGUACGUGUACUGGACAGACUGGGGUGAUAAGGCCUUUAUAGGCCGCGUUGGAAUGGACGGAAACAACAAAUCUGCCAUCAUCACCACUAAGAUUGAAUGGCCCAACGGGGUUACCAUCGACUACUCCAACGACAAACUGUACUGGUCCGACGCCCACCUCAACUACAUUGAGUUCUCAGAUCUGGAUGGAAAUCAUCGCCACACCGUGUACGAUGGGGUUCUGCCCCACCCGUUUGCUUUGACCGUGUUUGAGGACAGCGUGUACUGGACUGACUGGAACACCAGAACAGUGGAGAGGGGAAGCAAGUACGACGGCUCGGGUCGUCAGGCCCUCGUCAACACCACCCACCGACCGUUCGACAUCCACGUGUGCCACCCCUACCGCCAGCCUAUCGUGACUAACCCCUGUGCGGUCAACAACGGGGGCUGCUCCCACCUCUGCCUGCUUCGGGCCGGGGGGCACGGUCACACCUGCGAGUGUCCCGACCACUUCCUUACGGUUCAGUUGGGUGGGGUAGCCCGCUGUUUGCCCAUGUGUUCCAGCACGCAGUACAGAUGUGCCGAUAACGAACGCUGUAUUCCUAUCUGGUGGAAGUGUGACGGGCAGCGGGACUGCAGGGACGGCUCUGACGAGCCCUCUACCUGUCCCACUCGUCACUGUCGCUUGGGCCAGUUCCAGUGCGGAGACGGGAACUGCACCAGUCCUCACUUCCUGUGUAACUCGGUUCACGAUUGCCCAGACGGGUCUGAUGAGGACACUGUGCUGUGUGCUACACACCAGUGUGAGACACAUCAGUGGCAGUGUACCAACAAGAGAUGUAUCCCGGAGGCGUGGCAGUGUGACGGAGAGAACGACUGCGGAGACAGCUCAGACGAAGACCCCUCCCAUUGCUCCAGCAGGACCUGCCCCCCAGGACAAUUCAAGUGUCGAAACGGCCGCUGCAUCCCCCAGAGCUGGAAAUGUGAUGUGGACGAUGACUGUGGAGACAACUCUGACGAGCCCCACGACGAGUGCAUGGGACCGGCUUAUCGCUGUGACAACCACACGGAGUUCGACUGUAAGACCAAUUACCGCUGUGUGCCUCUGUGGUCAGUCUGUAACGGUCACAACGAUUGCCGCGACAACAGUGACGAACAGGGCUGUGAGGAGCUGACCUGUGACCCGGUGGGGGAUUUCCGUUGUGAUAAUCACCAGUGUAUCCCGCUCCGCUGGAGGUGUGACGGAGACAAUGACUGCGGAGACGGCUCUGACGAGCGCGACUGCAGUCCUCGUGCAUGUACUGAGAGUGAGUUUCGCUGUGACAAUCUGCACUGCAUUCCUGACCUCUGGGUGUGUGACCAUGACAACGACUGUGAGGAUAACUCAGAUGAAAGGGACUGUGAGCUGCGGACCUGUCAUCCCGGUCACUUCCAGUGCAACAGUGGUCACUGCAUCGCUGAGCGCUUUAAAUGCGACGGAAGCGCGGACUGCCUGGACUACUCAGACGAAAGCUCCUGCCCCACACGCUACCCUAACGGCACGUACUGCCCUCCGUUCUUGUUUGAGUGUAAGAACCACGUGUGUGUGCAGCAGCACUGGAGAUGUGACGGAGACAACGACUGUGGAGAUGGAUCAGAUGAGGAGCUCCAUCUCUGUUUGGACAUUCCCUGUGACCCUCCAUUCCGCUUCCGCUGUGACAAUAACCGCUGCAUCUACAGCCAUGAGCUCUGUAACGCAGUGGACGACUGUGGGGACGGAACAGAUGAGAGACAGGAACACUGUCAGACGCCCACCCAUGGCCCAUGUUCUGCAGAUGAAUAUAAGUGUGGGAACAGUCAGUGUAUUCCCCUGCAGUAUGCCUGUGAUGAUUAUGAUGACUGUGGGGACCAGACCGAUGAACUCGGCUGCAACUCUGGCAGUGGCCGAUCGUGCAGUGAAAACAUCUGUGAGCAUAACUGCACAGAGCUGACAGAUGGAGGUUUUAUCUGCUCCUGUCGACCAGGAUAUCAAGCCAGCCAGGAAGACAGGAACUCUUGUGAAGAUUUGAAUGAGUGUGAGGUAUAUGGUACAUGUCCACAGCAGUGCAAGAACACCAAGGGCAGCUAUGAGUGUUUCUGUGCCCAGGGUUUCCGCUCAGUGGGCCAGGAGCACGGCCGGGAGUGUGCAGCUGAAGGGAACCCCCCUGUGCUGUUACUGCCUGAUAACGUGAGGAUCCGUCGUUUUAACCUGUCCUCUGAGCAGUAUUCCGAUUAUGUGGAUAACUCAGAGCACAUCCAGGCUGUAGACUAUCUGUGGGACCCAGAGGGGCUGGAACUCAGUAUCGUGUACUGGACGAUAAUGGGUCGUGGCUCCCAGUUUGGCUCCAUUAAACGGGCGUACAUGACCACGUUUGAUGACCACGGCAAUAACCCUGUGAAGGAGGUCGACUUGAACCUGAGAUACAUCUCCAGUCCUGAUGGAAUCGCCGUUGACUGGAUUGGAGGCCAUAUAUACUGGACAGAUGCAGGGACCAAUAGGAUCGAGGUGUCAAAGCUAGAUGGGCGUUACAGGAAAUGGCUCAUACACACAGAUCUUGACCAGCCGGCUGCUAUUGUGGUGAAUCCGGCUCUGGGUAUGAUGUACUGGACUGACUGGGGUCGUAGACCUAAGAUUGAGUCAGCCUGGAUGGAUGGACAACACAGGCAGGUUCUGAUGGAUGAGGAUUUGGGCUGGCCCACUGGACUGGCUCUAGACUACCUUAAUGGACACAGGCUGUACUGGUGUGAUUCGAAAGAGAAUGUUAUUGAGUCAAUGAAACCGGAUGGAACAGACCGGAAGAUUGUCGUAUCUGGAGACAUUGGUAAUCCCUACAGCCUGGAUGUGUUUGAGGGACAUGUGUAUUGGACGACAAAGGGGAAAGGGGAGGUGUGGAAAAUGGAUAAGUUUGGAAAAGGGGAUAAAGUGAAAGUUCUGACCGUCAACCCAUGGCUAACCCAAGUGCGUAUCUACCAGGAGCACAGACACAACCAAUCAGUGCCCAAUCCCUGUAAGAACGUUUGCAGUCACCUCUGUUUGCUGCGUCCAGGAGGCUACACUUGUGCCUGUCCACAGGGUUCCUCCACGCUUGGCUUCAGCUCUAACGAAUGUGAUGCAGCCAUUGAGCCAGUGGUGCCUAUGCCAGUUGCAUGCAGAUGCAUGAAUGGUGGGACAUGCUACACUGAUGAGGCUGGACUGCCCAAGUGCAAAUGCCCGUACGGUUAUGGUGGCAGUUACUGUGAGAUUGGCUAUGCCAGAGGUGCUCCUGCUGGAACAGCGGUUGCUGUGCUGUUGGCCGUGAUUAUUAUUUUGGCUACGGGAGCACUGGUCGUCGGCAUGUUCCUCAAUUACAAACGUACUGGGUCGUUCAUCCCCUCCAUGCCCAAACUACCCAGUCUCAGUAGUCUGGUGAAAUCUGGGGACACAGGAAACGGUGUGUCUUUCCGCUCUGGGGACAAUGUCACAAUGGACCUGGAGCCUCCAACCCUGGGCGUGUCAUUCAUUGACAGGGCGAUGCAGCUGGAUGAGAACUUUGCUGAAGCGGACAGGCAGCCAAUCACGUUUGAGAAUCCUCUCUACUCCACCAUGGCGGGAGCAUCGAGCGAUCCUGCUGUCAUCCACGCCUCACAGGUGACUGUAAACAUCAGCGGAGAUCAGAACAACUUCGCCAACCCCAUGUACAGGCCAGAGCAGCAGCAGGCUGUGGAAGUGAAGAGCGUUCCAGUGGAUUCUACUGGUGCUCAGGAGUCCAAGUGGAGCUUUUUCAAGCGAAAACUGAAACCAGCCGCAACUUUUGAAAACCCAACCUACUCAGAGAUGCAGGAUGAGCAGGUUGUAAAGAGCAUCGACGCGAGUGCGGCCAGCCAGCCGUCUCCCUUUGUCCCCUCUGCCAAACCCUCCAAACCAACACGGCCCAACACCUUCUCUCCUACUGAGGACACGUUCAGAGACACGGCCAACCUCGUCAAAGAGGACAGCGACGUAUAACCCCCUGCAC